UUGGUAAUUCUGCAACAGACCCGUCGUGCGUUCUGGACCCGUAGUUGCAUAAUCAAAGCCCAAAAAUUGUUGAAAUUUGGAUAUUUAAUAGUUUUAAAAGCACGAAUCACGAAAAUGCAAGCUCCACGAGUUCUUCGUAGUCUGGUUGCGAGAAAUCUUGGAAAACGGGGCGUUCAUUACGACAGCCACCAUGUCACCACAACAAUUAAUGACCUACCAAGCCCUCAAGGAAACUGGAAGACCCACUAUGAUGCAAAACAACGGAAAUAUAAUGCGCAGUUAGCUGUUGGAAUUGGAGCAGUUGUUGGAACGCUCAUUUUCGGUAAGGCUGCUGGUUUGUUGGAAUUUUACGAUGAUAUCCCCGACCGUCCAGCGGAUAUCCCAUCGUACAAGUAAUUUCCUUUUAGUUGAAUGUGUCUAGUGGCGAAUCUCUAUAGAUAAUAAAUUGUUGUAAUUAUGA
Molecule: messenger RNA, 460 nt
Organism: Tribolium madens (black flour beetle)
Lineage: Eukaryota; Metazoa; Arthropoda; Insecta; Coleoptera; Tenebrionidae
Gene: COX7B
Exons: 2
Coding region: 115-396 (93 amino acids)
Source: RefSeq, a predicted model, not a curated record